AUGUCUUCCAGCGGAGAGAAACCUAAGGCUGCUUCCCAGCCUGAUGGGAAAGCAGCUCAGACCAAGAAGACAGAGACGGGCAUGAUGUCCUACAAGAUGUGUGUGUUUGACCAGGAGAACUUCCAGGGCCGCUGUAUAGAGAUCACUAAUGAGUGUAUGAAUGUGUGUGAGAUGGGGAUGGACAGGGUGCGUUCCCUGCGCGUGGACUGCGGCCCUUUUGUGGGCUUUGAGCAGAUGAAUUUCUGCGGAGAGAUGUAUAUUCUGGAGAAGGGUGAGUACCCUCGAUGGGACUCAUGGAGUAACUGUCAGAGGAAUGAUUACCUGCUGUCCUUCAGACCAAUCCGAAUGGACCCCGAGAAGCACAAGAUCUGCCUGUACGAGGUGGGUGAGUUUAAGGGUCGUAAGAUGGAGAUUAUCGAUGACGACGUGCCCAGCCUGUUUGCCUACGGCUUUACAGACCGCGUGGGCAGCAUCAUGGUUAGCUGUGGAACUUGGGUGGGUUAUCAGUACCCUGGUUACCGCGGUAGCCAGUACCUGCUGGAGAAAGGUGAAUUCCGGCACUUUAACGAGUAUGGGGCCCGUCAUCCUCAGUUCCAGUCCGUGCGGCGUAUCCGUGACAUGCAGUGGCAUCCAGAGGGCUGCUACACCAUGGCCGCCAAGUGA
Molecule: messenger RNA, 663 nt
Organism: Chanos chanos (milkfish)
Lineage: Eukaryota; Metazoa; Chordata; Actinopteri; Gonorynchiformes; Chanidae
Gene: crybb1l2
Product: crystallin, beta B1, like 2
Exons: 5
Coding region: 1-663 (220 amino acids)
Biological process (GO): visual perception; lens development in camera-type eye
Molecular function (GO): structural constituent of eye lens
Source: RefSeq, a predicted model, not a curated record